UCGUCCAAUAUGUCUGCUAAAAUGUUUUGAAAAAAUACACUCCUUUGACAAAGUUGUUUACACUGUGAAAAAUUAAUUAAAAUGUAUUCAAAUUAUACGUAAAUGUAUGAUAGAAAUUAUAUUUCUGUCCAUAAAAUUAAUUUCUGUAUUGAAACAGAUAAGGACACAUAGUGACUGAUUAAAAAUGUCAAAGUUCGUGUUGUCGGUAUCAUGAUCUACACAAAAUUGAUCACAUGUUUAAUUCAAUUUUAUGUCACACUUCCGUGCAAUUGGUAUGUCUAUUUAUUAUUUAUCGUGAAACCUAUAAAGCAACCGAAUAGAUGUCAUAAAAAUAGUUCAAUAACCUCUUUUGUAACAAUGAAAGACUGACGAAAUCAUUUGAUUAGAAUAUUUUGAGGUUACAAAACAUUCAAUACUUAAUUGAACUAGCAAAGUAUUUAAAAAAAAUUUGAUAUAAAAUCAAUAAAAUGGAUAUAUUUAAACAACGUUAUGGAUCAGAAUAUACUCCCCUAGUUGGAGAAGAACAUUCAAAAUAUCGAAUUGUUAUUCCUUUUAAUAAAUUGGCAUGGUUCACUGUUGGAUUGCCAUUUUUUGGUUUCCUAUUUUGCAUCAUUUGGUCUAUUACGUAUAAUUUUGAAGCAGCCACGUCGACACAUUGCCAAGUUUACAAUGUUCUUCCAUCAAUAUCAGCUGCGAUUGGGCAUUUUGAGCCUCAAAAAAAUGUCUGGAAACUGGCAAUAGCUCUUCAAGCAAUCAUAAGAUCAUUUAUUUUUUAUAUGUAUUAUCAAUAUUAUCAUCAGACUAUUUACAAAUGGGCUCAAGGUGUGAUAAAUCUUGCUCUUUUUACAUAUGCCAUUGAAAAUAUUUCUUUGUUCACUCUCAGCUUUUGGACUUCUAAUGAAAACUAUGCUUUACACAAGGUGUCUUUCAUUACUUUUUUGAUUACGUCGUUUAUACACAUGAUUGUCGUUUGUUACAUGGGAAAAUAUUGUAGAAGUACAAUGAAAGACUCAUCAGAGAUAAAGGCUUAUACUAUAAAAACUAGAGCUAUGCUACUAAAUGUGAUAUCGAUUCUUAGUGCUUGUUACUUCUUUUGGAAACAUAACAAAUAUUGUGAGCCUCUUGUUUAUUCCUUGUUUGCUCUUUCGGAAUAUAUGGUAGUGCUUACAAAUAUGUUAUUUCAUUUGACUGCUGCGUGGGAUUUUGCAGGAAGAAAAAUUUUAAUAUCCCUCCGAGGAAUAAGAGUUAUUUAGUAAUUAAAUAUUACCAAUGUAUAUAUGUAAGUACUUUUAACCACGGAUUUUUAUGCAUGAAGAUAUAUUUUUGGUACACUAAUAUAUUAUGAAAGAAAGAUAAUCAUGUUAUAUAGAGGACUAUAAUCACAAUAUUGAAGUGAAAUUUCUAUUAAUUUCAAAAUCAAAAAUUAAAACAUCAGUAAAAAAUUCUGAUAUGAAUGAAAUUGAAAACGUAAAAUGCAUGGAAAAUGUGUAAAAAUAUGUAUAAUAUGUAUAAAUGAUGAUGCAUAAUAUUUAUGCAGAAUAUUUUGUAUAUAUUACUGUAUACAACAAAUUAACAAGUCUGUGAUUAUAGAAAAUAUUUUAAAUAUCCAAAAUAUUUAACAUUUACCUAUGAAUUUAAUAUUUAUGAUAAUUGAGGCAAUAAAUUAUCAAUAAUCAAUCGAAACAAUUAGCACCUAUAUAGAUUGAUUUCAAUAUAUAUAUAUUUAUAUAUAUAUAUAUAUAUAUGAAGAUUUGUGUCAAAAUUUAAAGUCAGUUUUGAGCUUGUCGCAUAUAUGCUUCGCAAUAGCCAUGCUACUUGUAGCAGCUGGAGAAGGUGCAUUUCUACAGUGUAACACUCUACUUCCAAUACUUCCACUUCCAUUGUCAAAGACAAAGUCGUCAACGAGAUUACCGUCAUUGUCCAUUGCUUGUGCUCGAACUCCAGCUGGGCCUCUAAAAAAAUCAAUAAAGUUCAUAAUUAAAUGAUUGACAUAACUGAUUUAAACUCAAUACACUUAGAGAUUAUUUAACAAAAAAAGAAGUUUCUAUGAAAUUAUGGAAUGUACGCACCUUUUUAUGUCUUGUGAAGUAACAUCUGGAAUAAAUUUCUGUAAAUCUUGUACUGCUAAGCUAUAAAA
Messenger RNA from Chelonus insularis, 2137 nucleotides. RefSeq names its product post-GPI attachment to proteins factor 2-like. The transcript has 4 exons. Gene Ontology annotation, biological process: GPI anchor biosynthetic process. Bases 468 to 1253 code for a protein of 261 amino acids. Lineage: Eukaryota; Metazoa; Arthropoda; Insecta; Hymenoptera; Braconidae. Gene Ontology annotation, cellular component: endoplasmic reticulum membrane; Golgi membrane. The record is from RefSeq and is a predicted model, not a curated record.